UAAUUAUUACUUACAUCUUAUAGAUAUCUUAGAACUGUGGCUUUUAUGAUUGGUCAUUGUUUUCAUUAGAUUGCAAAUGGCAUCAUAUAUUAAUGCCUCUUCAUCCUACAGUGGACAUCUUGAGAAAACAGAUGAACCUUAUGAUCUCUGAACAAUCUAAACACACUUUUAACAGCUUUUUACAAAAAGAUUUCCAGUGCGCCCCCGGUGUCCACAGAGAGUAAUGCAGGAGACACUUUCUGCUUCUCCUGAAGAAUGCAUUUGGCUCUUCAUGAAUCUAAUGUUGUGUGUCCUCUGGGAACAUGAACACCAAUUGUACUUCGCAGACAACAAACCUCACCAUGGACCCUCUGGGGGGACAUCAGGAAUGGGAGGUGGUUCUGAUCGUGCUAGUGACAGGACCCCUUUCUCUCAUCACCAUCCUGGGCAACUCUCUGGUGGUCAUAUCCAUCAGAGUCAACAGUCAGCUCCGAACCAUUAGUAACUACUAUCUUCUGAGUCUGGCGGUGGCAGACUUAAUCUUGGGUACGGUGUCAAUGAACUUAUAUACUGCAUAUGUAAUCUUGGGCCGCUGGACGUUAGGACCUCUGGCUUGUGAUCUGUGGUUGACACUUGACUAUGUAGUAAGCAACGCCUCUGUAAUGAACCUGCUUGUUAUAAGCUUUGACCGAUACUUUUCUGUUACACGACCGCUGACUUAUCGAACGAAGCGAACUCCAAAGACGGCGGCUGUCUUGAUUGCUCUGGCAUGGGUGAUAUCUUUUAUAUUAUGGGGGCCUGCGAUCUUAUUUUGGCCUCAUGUAGUGGGACGACCAUCUGGAGCUGAAGCUUAUGCCUGUUCCAUCCCAUUUCUUAAGGUACCUCCUAUAACAUAUGGCACGGCGAUCGCUGCUUUCUAUCUACCCGUCAGCAUCAUGAUCACUCUCUACUGGCGAAUUUAUUGGGAGAUUGAAAACCGGGCAAAAGGGCUCGCUGGUUUUGUUGGGUCUGUGAAAAACGCUACAGAAAUUCUGGAAGGGUUGGACAAACAAUCAAUGCACCAAACCAGUAGUAAGAGCACCUUAAGUCUCUCAAGGGAAGGAAUAUCCAAAAAGGGACAAGGCAAGUCAGUUGGGUGCUUCAAUUGGAUUUCGAGAAACAAAAAAGCAGCUCACGAGAGUUACAAGGAACCUUACAGCAGCAGUAGCUGGAACACUGAAGAUGUGGAUGACAGUGUCUUGUCUUCAUCCACAGAUGAUGAACAUGAGCAAAACAACAAGACAAAAGCACCUUCAUCUGGUCUUUCUGCGAUUAAGUUGAAGGAUCUACACGCAAGAUCAGAGGAUACAAAGAGUGCGCAAGAACAGAACUCUCCUGCAGAGCGUCCCACCAGACAGUGCCAUUUAAAAACCAAAAAGUCUGAUCAUAGCAUUCGCCAACAGCUCAGAGCUAAACAUCGUAUCAUUUUGAUCAUUAAAGAAAAGAAAGCAGCCCGGACGCUAAGUGCCAUCUUGUUGGCAUUCAUCCUCACAUGGACGCCCUACAACAUCAUGGUUUUGGCUUCCAUUUCAUACUGUGUUCCUGAAAAGCUCUGGCAGCUGGGAUACUGGCUCUGCUACGUGAACAGUACGGUGAACCCAAUGUGCUACGCCCUCUGCAACGAAUCUUUCAGGGUCACAUUCAAGUCUCUGCUACUUUGUCGAGGUGGAGAUAAAAGAAAGUGGGACACAAACAGCUGGAAUCGCCAUGCCUUUGUGAGGCAGAAUAAGCCUGGUAGAACAGUGUAAUCACUUGGCAUUCUACAAUCCUGUUCCUAGAGAGCUGGGUUCCUGCAAAGGAACAGCUUUGACAGUGUUAAAUUGUAACUGAAGGUCUUUGGUAGGGUGGCACAAUACUGGGAAAGUAUGUUAUAUUGCUGUUGAGUAUUGCCAAAAUCUUGCAGUAUAACAUUUCUCUAGAGAGGAAUGUUACUUAUUUUUCAAUCAUCAUACUAAA
This is a messenger RNA of Danio aesculapii, 1974 nucleotides long. RefSeq names its product cholinergic receptor, muscarinic 1b (gene chrm1b). Bases 303 to 1766 code for a protein of 487 amino acids. Gene Ontology annotation, biological process: G protein-coupled receptor signaling pathway, coupled to cyclic nucleotide second messenger; chemical synaptic transmission; adenylate cyclase-inhibiting G protein-coupled acetylcholine receptor signaling pathway. The transcript is spliced from 2 exons. Gene Ontology annotation, cellular component: dendrite; plasma membrane; synapse. Gene Ontology annotation, molecular function: G protein-coupled serotonin receptor activity; G protein-coupled acetylcholine receptor activity. The record is from RefSeq and is a predicted model, not a curated record. Lineage: Eukaryota; Metazoa; Chordata; Actinopteri; Cypriniformes; Danionidae.